UUGCCGCUCGCGGUGCCCCGUCCGCUAAUUAUCAUCUGCGGUGUUUCAUGUGAACUUUGGUUGCUAUUUCGGUUUCUGACAAUGCGAAUCGAGUUUUGUAUAGGCGUGCAGGGAAUAUAGGUCAUUGUAUUAAUUGUGAAUAAGGAUGUGGACGCCCAACUUGCCAGUGACGAUUAUAACUGGAGUUGCAGCCGGAGCUGGCUUUAUUAGCUUAUUCAAAGACUUCUAUGGGGGAAAACCUUACAUCAAAGAGGCGUCUGCGGAAGGUAAGACGAUAAUCGUCACGGGGGCGACGAGCGGCAUCGGGAAGGAAACCACGUGGGAACUCGCUAAACGCGGUGCUAAGGUGUUCAUGGCGUGCCGCGACAUGGCGAAGUGCGAGGAAGUAAGGAGGAGCAUAGUGCUGGAGACGGGCAACAAGUACGUGUACUGCAGGCCGUGCGACCUCGCUGACAACGCGUCUAUCAGGAAGUUUGUGGAAACGUUCAAAUCAGAAGAACCACGUGUUGACGUGCUGGUGAACAACGCAGCGGUGAUGGAGCCCCCACAGGGGGUCACGAGGGACGGCUACGAGACCCAGCUGGGGGUCAACCACAUGGGGCACUUUCUGCUCACCCAGCUGCUCAUGGACACACUUAAGGCAUCAGUCCCCAGCCGGGUGAUAGUGGUGACUUGCGUGGCGCACACUCGCGGCGACAUCAACAAGCAAGACCUGAACUUCUCCAAGAAGUAUGAUGCUGCAGCCGCCUACAACCAGAGCAAGCUGGCGAACGCACUCUUUGCCAGGGAGCUGGGGAGGAGGCUUUUGGAAACCGACAUAGCCGUAAUAGCGGUAGACCCAGGGUUCUCCGACACGGAGCUGUCCCGGCACCUGCCCAUGCGCAAGAGCAUGACCCGCUUCGUGGUGUACCCGCUGUUCUGGCCGGUCAUGAAGAAGCCCAGGGUCGCUGCGCAGACCAUACUCCACGCUGCACUGGAACCGGCGCUGCAGAAGUGCAAGGGGGACUAUUUUGUUGAUAUGAAACCAGCGGAAUUUUCCGAGAAGGCGCAAGAUUACGAGUUGGCGCAGUGGUUCUGGAAGGUGAGCGAGCGAUGGACCAGGUUAUAUGAACAUAAGGCUGAUUUAGAAAAAGCUAUGGCCGCGUGAAAAAUAUAGUAUUUUUUUUUAUUAUGUGUAAAAAGACGUCAAGAAAUUUAUGUUAAGUGCUCGCAUUUAGUGUUGGUAAAGUGUUACGUAGUGCUUAGUGUAUUUAUUUAGAAUAAAUAAUUGAUAAAA
This is a messenger RNA of Zerene cesonia (dogface butterfly), 1276 nucleotides long. RefSeq names its product retinol dehydrogenase 13-like. The transcript has 8 exons. The record is from RefSeq and is a predicted model, not a curated record. NCBI's taxonomy places the organism in Eukaryota, Metazoa, Arthropoda, Insecta, Lepidoptera, Pieridae. Bases 146 to 1147 code for a protein of 333 amino acids.